Ctenocephalides felis (cat flea) is the source of this 1154-nucleotide messenger RNA. Its product is annotated as protein tyrosine phosphatase type IVA 3-like. The record is from RefSeq and is a predicted model, not a curated record. Gene Ontology annotation, cellular component: nucleus. Lineage: Eukaryota; Metazoa; Arthropoda; Insecta; Siphonaptera; Pulicidae. The coding region runs from base 750 to 1154 and encodes 134 amino acids. The transcript has 5 exons.
GUUCAUUACGAACCUGCAUUGUGUGUGGUGUCAGUUGAAUGUGCUGUGCUAGUUUUGUUCAUUUUGUACGGAAUAUAACCGUUCCAAUUUUAUUCAAUGUGUAUGGCUAUAGUGGUUCCUUCGCCCGUUGCCCUGCGAUACAUGGAGUUCCAGUUGGACAGCGCGGAAUACUGCCAAGCCCAGCACAAAUAGAGGCUUUAUUCCUGUUUCGGCUCUGCACACUGUGUGGCCGGAGUUAGUAAUCGACGAAGUGUGAGGCAGUUCAUCACCUUCAUUACGUUAUACAUAUAUUUACAUAUAACGUUUUAUAUGUGCAUAUAUUUAUAUAGGGAUAUAUUUGUAACACGCAUAUCAAAGAAAGAAAACAUCGCGUUACCAACAACGAAUAUUUAAGUAAAAGAUAAUUGUAUAAAACUUUAAAAGUCUGAUUUUAUUUAUAAUUUACAUAUACAAAUAUAUAUAUCUAUAUAAAUAUAACUGUAUAAAGAUAUAUGAAAAAAUUUAGAAACUAAAUGAUUUCGGAGUCCCUUCGAAUGUGAAUUUAAAUAUUUUAAUCGACGUUUAGAUCAAGUUUAUUCCGCAAAAUUGAAAAUAAUCAUAUAUUUGAGAUUAAAAAAGAGCUCAAGUUUCACAAAUUGUUAUAUUAAGAAGUUUUUGUGUCGGGUUCUUGGUAACUUUGGUUAAAGAGACAGUUUUCUUUUGUGUGAAGUGUUUUUCGGUUCAUAUUAUCAUUUUCCUGUUUGAUAUAAAUGAACAACAUGCGUCAGAAGGACAUCAGACCUGCUCCGGCUCGUAUCGAGUAUAAAGGAAUGAAAUUUUUGAUAACUGACCGUCCGUCCGAUCAUAACAUUCACAAUUAUAUCAAUGAACUGAAAAAGAAUAAGGUUUUGAUCGUGGUUCGAGUGUGCGAGCCGAGCUACAAGACGGACGAACUGUCCGCUCAGGGAAUCCUUGUCAAAGAUCUGGCCUUCGAAGAUGGCACCUUCCCACCCACCACCAUAGUUGAUGAAUGGUUCUUAACACUUAAACAAAGACUGAUUGAAUUGGGCCUAAAAUAUGAAGAAGCUGUUGAAAUGAUUCGAGACAAACGUCGAGGAGCCAUCAACGCGAAACAGCUAUCAUUUUUAGAAAAAUACCGACCAAAAUCCAGGUGA